CGCCCAUCCUACCUGAUUGGCCAAGCAACGCAAACCAAACGCUGCGCAACACACAAAACUCCACAAUAUAAUAAUCACCGUCCAUUCCUUUAUCCACGGCUACAGAUUCUCCAACCCCAAAUAAUCCUUUAUAACCUCUCUUUUGUGUUUUUACCGUUCGACCCAAAAAAAAUCUGCAACUUCUGAAAAAGUCUCGCCAGUCUUCUUCAGUCUUCUUCCAAUCUUGCGCCCAAAUUUCUCUCGUAUUUACACCAAUGUCCUCGCCUUCCCCGAUCCCAAUCUCAUCCCAACAAUCCUCCCACAACCACCAAUCCUCCUUCACCAUCCCGAUCCCAUCCCUCCGCCCCAUCCUCACGCGCCUCUCCGGCCUCUCCCGCCACGCGCUCUCCAACAGCCGCCCCUGGACCGAGCUCAUCGACCGUACCGCCUUCUCCAGACCGGGCUCGCUCUCCGAGGCCGCCUCGCGGGUGCGCAAGAACGUCGCCUACUUCCGCGUCAACUACCUAAUCGUACUCGCGGUCGUACUCGCCUACUCCCUCAUCUCCCACCCCUUCUCUCUCCUCACCCUAGUAACCCUCUCAGGCGCAUGGAUCUUCCUCUACGUGCUUCGACCGUCCGAUCAGCCUUUAGUGAUCUUCGGCCGCACCUUCUCGGACACCCAGGCCCUGUUCGGGUUGGGCCUCGCGACGCUGAUUGCUAUCUUGGUUACGAGCGUAUUGUCGCUGAUUCUGACGGCGGUGAUGGUGGGGGUAGUGAUCGUGUGCGCCCACGGUGCAUUUAGAGAUCCCGAGGAUCUGUUCCUCGACGAUCAGCAGCCGUUGGCUUCCGGAUUCACUUCAAUAUUCGGCGGUGGGGCUUCUGCGAGUGCCAGUGUGAUGUCACGUGUCUAGGUUGUGAUGGUUGAUUGUCGGGACUCGGAAGGCGUACAUACUGAUUAGCUACACAGUAUCACACUCCCGUGGGUCGGGUCAUAGGCUUAGAUCGAUAUUCAUUACUUAAAGACAAUUUGUUUUGUUCUCUCAAGUUUGCAUUUUUCUUUGUUUCGUUGAUGGCAAUUUUAAUUGUAUCUGAUUUUAUUAAUUCUAAUACCAUAAAGCUUUUUUCUUUUAACA
Prunus avium (sweet cherry) is the source of this 1112-nucleotide messenger RNA. Its product is annotated as PRA1 family protein B1. Lineage: Eukaryota; Viridiplantae; Streptophyta; Magnoliopsida; Rosales; Rosaceae. Gene Ontology annotation, cellular component: Golgi apparatus; endoplasmic reticulum. The record is from RefSeq and is a predicted model, not a curated record. Gene Ontology annotation, biological process: vesicle-mediated transport.